This is a messenger RNA of Dovyalis caffra, 2352 nucleotides long. NCBI's taxonomy places the organism in Eukaryota, Viridiplantae, Streptophyta, Magnoliopsida, Malpighiales, Salicaceae. The record is from the annotation of a GenBank genome assembly.
AUGAAGAGGGAUAAACCCAGGAAAGAAUUGAGAAAGCGCACGCCAAAAAACAAUAUCAUGAAUGUAAGCGGAGAUUGCUUUGACUAUGUUAAAGUUUUUUCUAAUGGAAUAUGGAACGUAAAACAUGGAGAAAGCAUUCUGCAGCAUUCAUUAGUUCGUUUCCAUGUUCAAUUGAUUGCGACGUUCCUCCUCGUGAACUCUUUUCACUUCCUGCUUAAACGAUUCCAUUUCACCCGUUUCACAUCCGAGAUCCUGGCAGGUAUAGUAAUGGGAAAAACUGUAUUGGGAACAUACAUUACAAACUCAGACCGCUUGUUCCCUACAGUAGUACCUAAUCAAGUCUUUAAUUCAUUCGCAAAGAUCGGUUACAUUAUGUUCUCAUUCUUGACUGGUGUAAGAAUGGAACCAAGUUUGAUAUGGAAAACAGGAAGAAAAGCCACCAUUUUAGCGCUUCUGCUGAUCAUGUUCCAUCAACUAGCAACGCUGACGUUCGAGAUUAAGUACAAUAUAGAUGAGGACAAGCUAACUCCGGGAUUCAAGGUUGCGAAGGGAGCCUUUACAAUCUUAUCUAUUUCAUCGGUGACCGUCACAGAUUUUGUAAUGGUCAGUAGCAUUUUGAUGCAGCUUAAGAUAAUAAAUUCACAGCUUGGACACCUUGCUCUAGCUUCAUCAUUGUUAUGCAAAUUGGCAAACUUUACUAUCGGAACUUUGGCUGGUUUCCUAAAUAAUUUUCUAUAUUUAUCACCUUUCAUGGGAGUUCGGAUCAUUAUUUAUUCCCUAGCAUUUAUCGUGUUUAAUGUAGUCGUGUUGAGGAAAAUGAUUCUCGUUUUCAUCAGAAGAACCCCAGAAGGUCAGCCCAUGAAGCAACUCUACACAACUAUUACCAUUGUCACGUUGUUUCUUUCCUCAUUAACUGGGGACCUAGUAGGGCUGCAUUAUGGGUUUGGCCCUUUAGUAUUUGGCCUGGUAGUGCCCGCACGGUCUCCUUUUGCUGAAGUCCUAGUGGCAAAGUUCGAUACAAUGGUUUCAGGAAUUUUUCUACCACUCAUGGCGGUGUUAUGUUCCUCCAAACUCGAUUUAUUUCAAUUUAUCCAACGGUUUAAGGAUGCCAUCUUUCUCAAGGUUUCAUUGAUUGGAUACAUGAUGAAGCUGUUGGUAACUUUUGUUGGGGCGUUUUCUUGCAAGAUACCUUUAAGACAUGCUAUUGCCCUCACAGUCAUCUUGAAUGCCAAAGGCAUAACAGAAAUUGCACAAUUUUUAAGCUUCAGUGACAUUAAGCCACUCCUUAUUAAAAAGCUUUACAAUCCUGCAUACCAAUACAUAGGGUAUCAGAAUAAAUCCAUUGAGAAGGCUCCUGAUGAUGCAGAGCUCCAGAUACUUGCCUGUGCGCAUAGGCAAGAAGAUGCUAUAGCGGCAAUCAAGCUCUUAGAGUAUUCCACUCCUACCAAACAAAGUCCCUUGUCCGUUUAUGGACUUUGCUUGGAGGAACUUGUUAGCUGUGCCUCCCCUCUUCUAAUCAAUCACCAAUUAGGCCAAACGAUGUCUUCUCAUAAGGAAUCCCGCUCACAACCGAUCAUUGAUGUCUUCAAGUGUUUUAAGUCACCACAGAAUAAGUUUGUCCGGGUGAAUCUGUUCACUGCAGUAUCGCCACUAAAACAGAUGCACGAGGACAUUUGUUGGCUCUCUUUUGAAAAGGGUUGUUCCCUAAUAAUAAUUCCAUUUCACAAGAAAUGGAAUAGCAAAGGCAAAAUGGUUUCAAGCAACACUGAUAUAAGGCAACUGAACAUUAACGUACUGGAAAGGGCACCUUGUUCUGUUGGCAUCCUCAUUGAUCGUAGUAGAACCCAGGGCUUGUCUUCUCUCUUCCUUCCGUCAAAAUGUCGUGUGGCUGCACUGUUCUUUGGAGGCCCAGAUGACAGGGAGGCAGUGGCUUAUGCCUUAAGGAUGGCAGAAAACCUUGUAGUUCAUUUAACGGUUAUCCAUUUUAUCACCCCUGCUACUGAUAUAGACUAUGGAAAUUGGGAUCACAUGCUUGAUAGUGAGUUUUUGAGAAACUUCAGACUUGAAGUGUCACAAAGUACUUGUAUGAAUUAUAUAGAGAAGACUGUGAGAGAUGGAGCUGAUACAUCAUCCAUAAUUAAGUCGAUGGUAGGAGGUUAUGACCUUAUCCUGGUAGGGCGUCGCCAUCAAACUGAGCCUCAAGCUUUAUCAGGACUAUCAGAAUGGACUGAUUUGCAAGAGCUUGGGCCGAUAGGGGACCUACUUGCUUCUGAGGAUAUUACUAGUGCGAUUUCAGUUUUGGUGGUUCAACAGCAGAUCAUGAAAGCAAGUCAUAGCAGUACUUUGAAUUAA